This is a messenger RNA of Cygnus olor (mute swan), 2008 nucleotides long. RefSeq names its product 2-oxoglutarate and iron dependent oxygenase domain containing 2 (gene OGFOD2). The transcript has 6 exons. The record is from RefSeq and is a predicted model, not a curated record. Gene Ontology annotation, molecular function: oxidoreductase activity, acting on paired donors, with incorporation or reduction of molecular oxygen; L-ascorbic acid binding; iron ion binding. NCBI's taxonomy places the organism in Eukaryota, Metazoa, Chordata, Aves, Anseriformes, Anatidae. Bases 783 to 1604 code for a protein of 273 amino acids.
ACGGUCCGGGCGGAAACAUGGCGGCGGCCCGGCAGUUCCGGGCUUGCUCCUGCUUCUUCUCGGACAACCUCUUCGUGAGGCGCUGCGGGCUGCACGUCCGCUACCGGCACCGCGAGCAGCUCCGCAACGACUACGGGACGAUUGAGGCAGAAGUGCAGAGAAGAAAGCAGUUAAUCCAUCAGUCGGCAGAACGCAAAGCCAUCAUCGCCAGCCGUUACAAACGAAAACACCCUGAAGUGUACAUUCUUCAGGUAGACACUGGGUUUGAAAUCUGUUUUGCACCCAGGGAGCUGGCUGAGAGUUUAUUUUUGCAGUAGGGAGCCCUCUUAUCAUCGGGAUUAUGCACAGUUUUAGAGCUGUGGCACCCUGGCUCGUUCUCCAGGCAGGAUUCUGCCACGUUUGUAGCCAGAUGAGGGUCAUUCGUUGUUGAAGCUGCACCAGCACCGGGUACUGAGCUCAGAAUACCAUCAGUAUUGGAUCUGAAGCGUCAUUGCGGCACACAGGGUUAGUGAAGGCUGAGGGACAGCUACAGAAAUCAGCGUUUGUGCCCCUAACACACAGAGAAGUUCCGAGUUGCUCUCAGCUGGAGGGUGGCAGCAGGCUGCCUGCCUGUGUGCACUCCCCCCUACCCCCCCAAGUUGCUCUGUUGUGCUGAGGCCAGGACAAGAUGCGAAAUCCUUUAGGAAUGACUUUGCAUUUAUCCAUUAGGUGUCCAUGCUGUGAGUCAGGCUCUUUCCCGUCGCGUUACGGAUAAAUCUGGUCGGUUAUAUUUAGAAAUACCCAUGAACUACAGGAAAACGCAAUUUACUAAACCACUAAAGACAGCAGUAUCAUUUUCCGCCACAAAAGAUUCAUUCCUGGCCCCGGAAUUUUUAGAAAUCGUUAGCUACUGCAGUUCACCAGAUGCUCAUCUCGAUGGCCUCCUGCGCUACACCGAGUCCUUCUCAGAUAAGAGGAUCUAUCGGCUGCCAGUGCUCACGGAGGAGUUCUGCCGAGCCUUUGUUGAGGAGCUGGAGAACUUUGAGCAGUCGGACAUGCCGAAGGGCAGGCCCAACAGCAUGAAUAACUAUGGGGUCUUGCUCAACGAGAUAGGGAUGGAUGAAAACUUCAUCACGCCCCUGCGGGAGAAAUACCUGCGGCCCAUUACGGCUCUGCUUUACCCCGACUUGGGGGGCGCCUGCCUGGACAGCCACAAGGCGUUCGUGGUCAAGUACGCGCUGCACGAAGACCUGGAUCUGAGCUCUCACUAUGAUAACGCAGAAGUCACCUUAAACGUUUCGCUGGGAAAAGACUUCACAGAAGGCAACUUGUACUUCGGGGAUUUCAGACAGGAUCCCAGCCCUGUGCCGAACUACAUCGAGGUCGAACACGUGGGGACGCAGGGGCUGUUACACAGAGGAGGGCAGAUCCACGGGGCGCUCCCCAUCGCCUCGGGGGAACGCUGGAACCUCAUCGUCUGGAUGAGAGCCUCAACCAUCCGCAACCGGCUUUGCCCCAUGUGCAACCAGAAGCCCGAGCUGGUCGAAGCAGAGGGGUUCGGAGACGGCUUCACGGAAACUGAGGAUGACGUGCCUGAGACUGUGGAUCUCUGUUCGCUGUGGUAGCAGGUGGUAGGGCAUGAUUUCUUCGGACCAAGUUGCCUGAAGCUGCUUUCUGUCCUCUCGGGCUGCACUGACAGACUCUGGUGGAUGCGUGAGUCACGUCACAAGUCGCUGUCACCUUGGCAGGGGAUGCAGAACCAGUCCUGCCGGGCUGGGGAAGCCGGCUGCGUCCCCUGCUGGUACUCAGGCAGGCAAGGGCUCCCCCUCGGCGUGGCGUGGUGGAGGGAUGCUUGGAAGAUGUGGAAAGCCUUCAGGUGGAGUCACUGCAAGGGCUCUGUGAAUAUUUUCAGGGGUACAGGAAAAAUAAAUGAAGCUGCUUGGCCUUUGUGGAGACCUCUGUGCCAACAGCAGCAUUGCAAGGCUCUGUAAAUGGAAAAGAACAGUGCAAUAAAACCACAUACCCCACA